Messenger RNA from Nymphaea colorata (pocket water lily), 2263 nucleotides. RefSeq names its product phosphatidylinositol/phosphatidylcholine transfer protein SFH12-like. Bases 204 to 2084 code for a protein of 626 amino acids. The transcript is spliced from 15 exons. NCBI's taxonomy places the organism in Eukaryota, Viridiplantae, Streptophyta, Magnoliopsida, Nymphaeales, Nymphaeaceae. The record is from RefSeq and is a predicted model, not a curated record.
ACGUAUCGGCAGGCUUCGCUGCCUUCCAACGCCUCUACCCACCAUAUGGGGCUGUUUCCCUCACUGCCGCCUCCUCAACAUGCAAUUUUAGAAUUCUUUUCUCCAUCUCUCGCCUCCCGUCGAUGCAUUAGAUAUACUCAGCUCCGUCUUUUCUCUACCCGUAUCGCUGCUCAAAGGGGGGCUUCCUUUUGAAAGCCCUGCCUAUGUCUCGUAAGUCUGGAAACUUACCUGUUGCAACCAUGAGCGAGAUCGUGAAGAAACCUGGUCAUGAUGCAUCCCCGCUCUGUGAAGAAAAGCAAGAGAAAAGGUUGGAAGCUGAAUACUCGGAAGAUGAGAAAAAGGCUAGGAUGGGAUCGUUGAAAAAGGCAGCAAUGAGUGCUUCUACAAAGUUGAGAAAUUCUUUAACAAAAAGAAGUAGGAGGAGCAGUAGAGUAGCUUCUAUUUCCAUUGAAGAUGUACGAGAUGCAGAGGAAUUGCAAGUAGUAGAUGCAUUUCGCCAAGCACUUAUUCUAGAGGAGCUAUUACCCACGAGGCAUGAUGAUUACCACAUGCUGCUAAGGUUUCUGAAAGCAAGAAAAUUUGACAUUGAGAAAUCAAAACAAAUGUGGGCAGAUAUGAUCAACUGGAGGAAAGAAUUUGGUGCUGACACUAUUAUGGAGGAUUUUGAUUUUAAAGAAGUUGACGAGGUGAAGAAGUACUACCCCCAAGGUCAUCAUGGCGUUGAUAAAGAAGGGAGACCUGUUUACAUAGAGCAACUGGGGAAGGUGGAUGCUAAUAAGUUGAUGCAAGCAACAAAUAUGGAGCGUUAUAUAAAGUAUCAUGUGCAAGAGUUUGAGAAAACCUUUGCCAUUAAGUUUCCUGCUUGCUCUAUAGCAGCAAAAAAACAUAUCGACACAAGCACAACAAUCUUAGAUGUACAGGGCGUGGGUCUGAAGAAUUUCAACAAGGCUGCUAGAGAACUUGUAAUGCAGCUCCAGAAGAUUGAUGGUGAUAACUACCCUGAGACGCUGUGCCAGAUGUUCAUCAUAAAUGCAGGUUCUGGGUUUAGGCUUCUUUGGAACACUGUGAAGACUUUCCUCGACCCCAAAACUACUGCUAAGAUCCACGUCCUUGGAAAUAAGUAUCAGGACAAGUUGCUUGAAGUAAUUGAUUCCAGUGAAUUGCCAAAAUUUCUGGGAGGGACUUGCACUUGUGCAGAUCAUGGUGGUUGCCUUAAUUCAGACAAAGGCCCAUGGAAUGAUCCUGAAACAAUGAAGAUGGUUAAUGGAGAAGCUAAAUGUGCCAGAAAAAUUUUCACCAUCUCAGGCAGUGAUGUGAAGAUUAUUUCUCAAACUGAUAACACCUAUCCCAAGGGCUUUGAUUCACUUUGUGGGGAAUCACUGCGUGAAGCUGAGGACAUGCAAUCUCCACGGAUUGCAAGGGAGUUUAUAGAGCAUCCCAGUUUAUCUCCUAUUCAUGAAGCAGCUCAAAUUGGCAAAGCAAAUCUGAAAGACACCUGCGAUGAUGAUGAUGACAUCCCAAUGGUUGAUAAGACUGUUGAUUGUAGUUGGAAAAAAGAAGCUUCAGAUGGGAAAUCUACAUAUCAAGUUCCUAUAAUUUCUAAAGGAACCCUUUCUUCUGAUUCCCGUGUUUGUCCAGAAGGAAAAAGCACACAGAUACUUGCAGGGGUCAUGUCCAUUGUCACGGGAAUUAUUGGAUUCCCACGCUCAAUGCCAAAGAAACUCACUGAAGCACCAAUGGAUUACAGCAGUCCUACUUACUGUGCUAACUCGGUGAUGAAAGAUGAAGGAGCUUAUCAUUCCUUGGCAGCUCCUGUUGUUUCUGCUUCUGAGUAUGCAUCUGUUAUGAAACGCCUUAAUGACUUGGAAGAGAAGGUUGUGACUGCCAGUAUGAAACCCUCAGAGAUGUCAUUUGAUAAGGAGGAGCUUCUCAAUGCUACAGUACAACGUGUCAGUACUCUGGAGACAGAAAUUCUGGAAGCUAAGAAGGCUCUUCAAGAAGCUCUUCAGCAACAAGAGGAGCUACUUGCAUAUAUUGAGAAGAAGAAAAAGAAAAAGAACUCAAGGAACCCAUUCUGUUGGUAAGCUGCAGCUUCGCAGAAAGUCAAUUACCUUCAGCUGACAUUUGGUUCUGGCAGCGGUCUUGGUUCAAUCUAGCCCUCACAGAGCUGUGCAGCUUGUUCUCAAAACUUGUAACUGUGAAUAACAGCUAAUCUGACGAUACAUUGUACAUUCAAAAGAUAGAAAUACUAAUCGUCCAUAUA